This is a messenger RNA of Larimichthys crocea (large yellow croaker), 1418 nucleotides long. Its product is annotated as coiled-coil domain-containing protein 22. NCBI's taxonomy places the organism in Eukaryota, Metazoa, Chordata, Actinopteri, Sciaenidae. Gene Ontology annotation, biological process: positive regulation of ubiquitin-dependent protein catabolic process. The record is from RefSeq and is a predicted model, not a curated record. The transcript is spliced from 8 exons. Gene Ontology annotation, molecular function: cullin family protein binding.
AUGUGGUGUGUUUUGGUUUAGGUGUUGGAUGAGUUGAAGCAAAACGAGCUGGGAAACUCUGAAAAAGAGGAGAAGAUUCAGGUGAAGAAGAAAACAAUUGAUCUUUUGCCAGAUGCCAACAGCAACCUGCUGAAGCUUCAGGCUUUGGUGGAGGCUAGUGCCAAGCGGAUAGUGAACCUGGCCUCUCAGUGGGAGAAACACCGUGCUCCACUCAUUGAUGAACUUCGUAGACUCAAAGAAAUCUGCAGCAACCAAGAUCUGGAGUCCUCCAGAAAGCUGUCUGAAAUCAAAACAUUACAUGACAGAAUUCGUGUGUCUACAGAGGAGGCCAAGAAGAAGGAAGAAAUAUACAAACAACUAGUAACAGAUUUAGAAAAUCUUCCUCAGGACCUGUCUCGGUCAGCAUACACUCAGAGGAUUCUAGAGAUUGUUAGCAACAUCAAGAAGCAAAAGGAGGAAAUUAAAAAGAUUUUGUCAGAUACAAAGGAGCUUCAGAAAGAGAUCAACAACCUUACAGGAAAGCUGGACAGGACUUUCGCUGUUACUGAUGAGCUAGUCUUCAAGGAUGCCAAGAAAGAUGAAUCUGUCCGUAAAUCCUACAAGUACCUGGCUGCCCUGCAUGAAAACUGUAAUCAGUUGAUCCAAACCAUUGAGGACACGGGUACAAUCUUGAGAGAGAUUCGAGACCUAGAGGAGCAGAUUGAGACAGAAAAUGGUAACAAAACUGUGGCUAACUUGGAGAGGAUUAUGGACGACUACAAAGCUAUUCGACAGGAGAACUCUGCACUUGCUGCCAAAGUCAGAGACUGCUGAAGAAAGCCCUGGUUUGUGGUAAGAAAUUUUAGCCAAGGACAGACCUGAAUGGGACUGAUGGAGCAGUCCAGUUUUCUCACUGAAGACACUGCUCAUUAACACCACCCUGUAUUGCCAUUGGAGACUUGCUUUUCUUAAGAAGGGCAAGCUGAUUUUUGCACCAUGAAACUAAAGUUACAUUUUAAUAGACAACUUGUGGAUGGAUGUGGAUUACAAUUUUUUUUUUCUUAUUUCAAAAUUCUGUGGCUAGACAUGCUCUCUGCGGGCCCAUGCACUGGUUUGAUUGCCCUGUAACCAAAUGAAAAAUAACACUGCACCAGAGGGUGCUGUCAGAUCUUUUCUCUUGAAAUGAAACGAUCUAUAAAUGAAACUCAAUUAUAUAGAUAUUUGAAUUGUUUUUGUAAGAUAUCUUGAUUUAUAUCAAAACUUUGACUUUAAAUUUUUAAUACAGAAUUUAUUUCACCAUCCUCAGUCAUAAGCAGUUCCUUUGUUGUUGUGUUAUUUGAACUGAAUAUGUUGAGUAAAUGGGAUCUGAAUGCCGAAACAGCAAAGUAUUGUUGUGUAUAUAUAGUACCAGCUUGAAUAAAGAUGCCUUACAAACUUGA